Messenger RNA from Nymphalis io (European peacock), 1166 nucleotides. RefSeq names its product mediator of RNA polymerase II transcription subunit 8 (gene MED8). The record is from RefSeq and is a predicted model, not a curated record. Gene Ontology annotation, molecular function: transcription coregulator activity; RNA polymerase II cis-regulatory region sequence-specific DNA binding. NCBI's taxonomy places the organism in Eukaryota, Metazoa, Arthropoda, Insecta, Lepidoptera, Nymphalidae. Gene Ontology annotation, cellular component: core mediator complex; mediator complex. Gene Ontology annotation, biological process: regulation of transcription by RNA polymerase II. Bases 362 to 1111 code for a protein of 249 amino acids. The transcript is spliced from 4 exons.
ACGCGAUUUCACGGUCCCUUGGUUCAUUAAUUCCUCUGUUUAAAGUAAUUAGUAAUUAUAGUUUCCCUUUCUACGCAAAACUAACAAGUUACAGUGACAGAUUCUGACAAAUUCUAAAUGUGACAAAGUGGACAUUAUAAUUUAUAUGAAUUUCACGUGAUUUGUGCAGAUACACGCCAUAACAAUAAAUAAGGGUCUAAUAAGUGUUAUUUGUUGUUAAUUUAACAAUUUACAGUAACAAUUUAACAUUUAAAGUAUUAACUAUACAUAUCUGUCAAUUGAACACUGCCAAGCAGUUAUCAAAUGCUAAAAUAUAAUUAUAUGGGUAUUUAUAAUAUAAGCUUAAAAACACGAUAUAACCAUGCAACGUGAAGAAAAACAAUUGGAAGUUACAUUGCACGCUAUUUUAAACAGAGUAAAUGAUCUUAAGUCUGCUAUACAGGGGUUAAUAGCAAAAUUAGAAACAGAAUAUGAAACAAUAAAUUGGCCUACGUUUCUUGAUAAUUACGCUAUAUUGUCUGGGCAUUUGACAGGCUUAAGCAAAAUUCUUCAAAAUGAGUUGCCUCCAUCAUUAAGAUCAGUUGUAGUGUUACCUUUACAAUUGGGAUGUGAGCGUGAUGAGGAACUAGCAAGGCUGUCAGAAGGGAGAGUGCCAGCUUGUACACAUGACCUCGUCCCGGAUCUGCUACGUACAAAGCCUGAGCCACAAGCAGAGCAAAGACUACAGCAGUUAAACCACAAAGCUAGCACAUUAAGCUAUGAUACUGCUCAGAAACAGGUAGCACAAUUUACAAAAGUUGUAAGUCAUGUAUGGGAAAUUAUAUCAAAAGGUCGUGAAGAUUGGGAAGGAGAGUCAAUGAGAUCUGCAGGUAUACAGCCAACACAUAGCAUAGCUGACACCCAUGCUUUAGUAACAGCAGUAGGAACUGGUAAAGGACUCCGACCGGGAAUGCCACCUAUUGGACCACCUGGUGUUGGAACACCUGGAAUGGGCCCUGCUAGAGGCCCAACUCCUCAGAUGGGUGCUGCGACUCCUACUAUGCCCAAAGCACCUUCAGCAAUUAAGACCAAUAUAAAGGCCGCAAACCAAAUUCAUCCAUAUCAACGAUAACUUGUAAAUAUAUAAAAAUAAUAAACAUUAUAAAAUAAAACAUGUAUAAAUCUUA